Molecule: messenger RNA, 1803 nt
Organism: Angiostrongylus costaricensis
Lineage: Eukaryota; Metazoa; Nematoda; Chromadorea; Rhabditida; Metastrongylidae
Source: the annotation of a GenBank genome assembly
GGGGCGUCGGACACGUCCAGUGAGAGCACUAUAAAAGGUCACUGUGGCGGGCGGUUAUCGGCAUCUGCAGCGAUGGAGUCGGACUCGAGACAACGCCUGAAAGCGUAUCGCUUCGUUGCCUACUCGGCUGUCACAUUUUCCGUUAUUGCUGUGCUGUCAAUCUGCAUCACACUACCUAUGGUCUAUAACUACAUACAUCAUGUCAAAAAACUAAUGAACACCGAAAUUAACUUUUGCAAGGGAUCCGUUCAGGACAUUUGGCACGAAGUGAGCUACAUUAAAGCCUCACCAGUUUCAAACAGAACUACUCGGCAAAGCAAUUUCUGUGGUCCCAGCUGCUGCCUGCCAGGUCCUCCAGGACCGCCAGGGCCGUCAGGAAAACCCGGUCGUCCGGGCUUACCAGGUAUUCCUGGAGUGCCCGGUGCACCUGGAAGACCCCCCAUGCUUCCUUGCGUUGAGGUCACACCACCAGCAUGUCAAGAAUGUCCAGCGGGACCACCCGGUAAACCUGGACCUCAGGGACCACCUGGGCAACCCGGUCGGCCAGGAACACCUGGUUUCGCUGGAGAAAUGCUGAUGGGACCACCUGGACCUAAAGGACCACGGGGACCGCCUGGAUAUCCGGGAUUACCUGGAGCUCCCGGUGUGCCUGGACCGGACGCUAUUCCUCCCGCAGAGGGAGCUGAAAUCGGGCCACCUGGUGAACCGGGCCCACCAGGACUACGAGGUCCGCCAGGGCGAGACGGUAUUCCUGGGAUUGCUGGAGCCCCAGGAAUGCCUGGACCACAGGGGCUUAGAGGUCCCGAUGGACUGCCAGGUAUACCAGGAAACAGCGGUCCACCUGGCCCACCUGGUCAACCAGGCCGUCCGGGAGAACGUGGUAUCUGUCCGAACGGAACAGCGUCGUCGAUUUUCGCAAUGAACUUAGACGAACAACAUCGGGUGGCCGUCUAUCGUUUCAUCGCCUACACAGCUGUCACACUCUCGGUACUCGCUGUGCUUUCAGUCUGCAUUACACUUCCACUAGUCUGCAACUACAUUUACCACAUGAAGAAGUCAGUACAUAAUGAAGUCACCUUUUGCAAGGGAUCAGCAAAGGAAAUUUUGGACGAAAUAACAUACAUGAGGAGAAUGCCACCUAGCAACAGAACCAAACGACAGAUUAGUGCUGGUCGAUGUACGCCAUGCUGUGUGCCAGGCCCACUAGGUGCAAAGGGCCCACCGGGAAGGCCAGGCCGCCCAGGAGUUCCUGGUAGUCCAGGAGCACCUGGUAGUCCUGGUCGACAGCCCGUAAUGCCGUGCGAGCCCAUAACUCCUCCGCCAUGUAGACCGUGCCCACCAGGACCACCGGGAGAACCUGGACCACCAGGAUUUCCUGGUCCUCCUGGUGAACCUGGAUUAAGCGGUGCAGAAAUUAGUGGUUCCGUAGGACCUCCAGGAGAAAAGGGACCCCCAGGAGCACCAGGAAGACCAGGACCGCCUGGAGAACCAGGUCCACGUGGAAGAGACGCUAUAGCAUAUGGACAACAAACUGGUCCAGUUGGAAAACCCGGAUUACCAGGACCACCCGGAUCCGAUGGAAAGCCAGGCACCCCUGGAUUGCCUGGACCACCCGGACCAAAGGGACCAAAAGGAGAGGAUGGAUAUCCUGGAGAACCAGGAACUCCUGGCCUACCUGGUACAGAAGGUCUACCAGGACUUGAGGGAGAGCGUGGAAUUUGUCCUAAAUAUUGCGCUAUUGAUGGCGGUGUGUUCUUCGAGAAUGGGAUUGUUCGCCGUUCCAAAAGAAUGUCACCGAAGUGA